Messenger RNA from Danio rerio (zebrafish), 1140 nucleotides. RefSeq names its product GPN-loop GTPase 3 (gene gpn3). Gene Ontology annotation, cellular component: nucleus; cytoplasm. NCBI's taxonomy places the organism in Eukaryota, Metazoa, Chordata, Actinopteri, Cypriniformes, Danionidae. The record is from RefSeq and is marked provisional.
GAAAAACAGCAUGGCAGCCCUAGAGCUUGCGUUUUGUACACAUUACGGUAGCAAGUAACGUUUUUUUUCUGUGAAACAACUAAAGACGAAAUAAUAAUUGUAGUACAGUUGGAGCUGGAGAACUGACAAUGCCUCGCUACGCGCAGCUCGUGAUGGGUCCUGCCGGAAGUGGAAAGAGUACAUACUGUGCCACAAUGUUAGAGCAUUGCCAGGCCCUCAACCGAUCUGUACAGGUGGUGAAUCUGGAUCCAGCCGCAGAGCAUUUCGAGUAUCCUGUCAUGGCAGAUAUCCGAGAACUGAUCCAGGUAGAUGACGUUAUGGAGGAUGACUCGCUGAGAUUCGGCCCCAAUGGAGGACUGAUCUUCUGUAUGGAGUACUUCUCCAACAACUUUGACUGGCUGGAGGAGAGUCUCGGUCACGUGGAGGAUGACUAUAUACUGUUUGAUUGCCCUGGUCAGAUCGAGCUCUACACUCAUCUGCCUGUUAUGAAGCAGCUGGUGGAGCAACUGCAGCAAUGGGAGUUUCGUGUGUGUGGCGUCUUUCUGGUUGACUCACAGUUUAUGGUUGAGACGUUUAAGUUUAUCUCUGGAGUUAUGGCUGCUUUGAGUGCCAUGGUGAUGCUAGAAAUCCCACAAGUCAACAUAAUGACGAAAAUGGAUCUACUUAGUCCAAAGGCCAAGAAGGAAAUAGAAAAGUAUCUGGACCCAGAUAUGUACUCAAUGAUGGAGGACAAUUCUGUUGCUUUGAGAAGCAAGAAAUUCAGCAAGUUAACCAAGGCCAUAUGUGGUUUGAUUGAUGACUACAGUAUGGUUCGCUUCCUGCCCUUCGAUCGCACUGAUGAGGAGGGCAUCAACAUUGUCCUGCAGCACAUUGAUUUCUCCAUACAGUAUGGGGAAGACCUGGAGGUCAAAGAGCCCAAGGAAGUAGAUGAGGAACCCAGCAAUUCCAAUUUUGAUGCGUUCUUCCAAGACACAGCAGAUUCUUGAGCUAAGAGCCAGUUCACACUUAGUUUCUUUAUAUUUUGUCAUGAUGUCAUUGUUUGAAGGAUGAAACAAUAACCUGUGCUAUGCAGAGUUUUAUCAAAUAUUGUUCAUUUUUAGAACUGUAUAUUUAUUUUUGCAAUAAAAAAUAUGGAAAUUU